CAUAGGUUCUUGUCUGCUUCCUCCUCCCGCUCAGCUUGCUUGCCUUCUCCGGAGGCAAACCGUAAGGGCGAGCCCUCAUUGGGGCUGCACCGCCUCCCAGGGCAGUGUAUCAGGGAGGGCUGGAUGUGUGGCCGGACGCUUCCUCAUGAACACGUGUCUAGGGAGCUCCUCCUGGCAUCCUAUCAUGAUGCCGGGGAGGUGUAGAGAAAACCGACCUCCGAGGCUUGUGGCAUCUGAAAGGACCAAAGCUUUUGGGUUGGCCUAACAGGUUUUUGUGGACUCGGCCCCCUAGUUACAGGUCACAUGCACCCUGAAAUCCUGAUUUGGAGGGCUAAGGAAUCCCCUGAAGUAGAGUGCCAGCAUCAGUCUCACUGCAGGUUUCAAUGUCUCGCAGCAUUUAUUUUGGGUCCGUCAUGACAAAGCUCAGCCUGGUGGCCGUGCUGCUUUUUAUAACAAGCUUAUAUCCAUGCUUAAAUGACAGAGUUGCUGAGUUUGCUUUGACAAAAAAAGAAGAGAGUGACUUAAAGGAGCAGAAUAAAAAAGAGUUAGUGGAGGAGGAGGAAGAAGAGGAAGAACUUGAUCCUGAAGACUUGGAAAUGUUUUACCCAACAAAUCAGUGGCAGACAGUCCGGCCAGGUCAGGCUGUUCCUGCUGGGUUACAUGUGCAAUUAAAUCUACAGACAGGAGAAAAACUAGCCAAGCUUCCAGAUGAUGAUCAUGGGAAAAAAGACCAUCCAGAAAGCAAAAGGCUGGGCCCCAUAGAUAUUGACCCAAGUUCAUAUACGACGCAAGAACUCAAAAAGGCUUUGUCUAAAAUGAAAAAAAGUAAGAAGACGGAAGACACACUGGAAGAAAAGGCUCAUCAGGAAGAUGUCAGACAAAGGUUUCGUCCCAUUGAAAAGCUUAAGGAAGAGUUCAGGGAACUCAAUGUCCAGAUGGAAACAGAGUUUGAAAUUAUGUUUAAAUUAAUUAAUAAAUUCAACAGUUCUUCUUCAACACUGGAGGAGAAAAUCACAGCACUUCAUGAUCUUGAAUACUAUGUUCAUCAGGUGGACAAUGCAAAAGAUUUACUUUCACUUGGGGGCCUACAACUUCUCAUUAAUGGACUAAACAGCACCGAACCAUUGAUGAAGGAAUAUGUCUCGUUCGUCCUGGGAUCUGCGCUCUCCAGCAACCCCAGAGUGCAAGUUGCAGCAAUUGAAGGGGGUGCGUUACAAAAACUUCUGGUUAUUUUGGCUACAGACCAGUCUCUGGCUGUGAAGAAAAAGGCUCUUUUUGCUUUGUCGUCAAUGCUGCGAAACUUUCCCUAUGCUCAGAUGCAGUUCCUGAAGCUUGGAGGCCUUCAGGUACUGAGAGAUCUCUGUACCGAGAAAGAAAUGGCACCGUUACAUGUCCGCAUUGUGACACUUAUCUAUGACUUAAUAGUGGAAAAGUUGCUGCAGAAGGACUUGCCUGGAGACCACGAUCAGACCCGUGAGAGGCUUGAGCAGUACAGCCAAGUGAACCUGGUCCCUGCCAUUGUGGAACAAGGCUGGUGCACCAUUAUUCCUGACCUCCUGAAGAUGCCCGAGCAUGACGCCAGGGAGAAGAUUCUCAAGACGGUGCAGGUGCUGCUGGCCUUUUGCAGGGAGAGCUACCUGGAGGAUCGUGGCCUCAACCACACCCUGAGUCUUCUUUGCCAAGAAUAUGAAGAGCUGGCAGCCGAAGAGCAAAAGGAAGGGGAAGAGAAUGGUUAUUUUAAGGAACUCCUUGGCUCUAUAAAUAGCAUCGCCCAACAGCUGAAAUAAAGACUCCUGCAGCCUUAGAGGAAUGUGAAGACUCCCUGGUUAAUUUGGAAAUAAUUCUGCAUAAUAAAACCAUUGAACAAA
Pogona vitticeps (central bearded dragon) is the source of this 1868-nucleotide messenger RNA. RefSeq names its product SIL1 nucleotide exchange factor (gene SIL1). The record is from RefSeq and is a predicted model, not a curated record. NCBI's taxonomy places the organism in Eukaryota, Metazoa, Chordata, Lepidosauria, Squamata, Agamidae. Gene Ontology annotation, molecular function: adenyl-nucleotide exchange factor activity. Gene Ontology annotation, cellular component: endoplasmic reticulum.